AUGGCGAUCCAGAACACGGCCAGCGCAGCCCUGGCUGUCCCGCACCAAGAGCAGCAACCCCUGGAAGGGCAGGCAGACAGCCAGCAGCGCCAACAGACGCCGACAGCGGCGGCGGCAGUGCCCGAGCCGCCGCUGCCGUCCCUGCCGCAAUCCAGGCAGCCUGGUGUGACUGUGCGCCGCUACUGUGCAGAGCGGGAUCACGUCGACGUGGCGCACAUCUGCCGAAACGUCUACGGUGGCACCGACGAGCUGCCCGCCACCAUCAACGCCGCCGCGGCAGAGCCGGGCACCCACAUCCUGGUGGCAUGUUCCGGCGGCCAGGGGGCUCCCCUGGAUGCACUCCUGUGCUGCCAGCAGCGCGGCGAUGUGCUGUGGCUGUGGGGCGCGCGCACGCGGGAGGAGCGGCGGGGAGCCGGCCUGGCGCAGCUGCUGCUGGAGGAGGCCGAGGCACUGGCACGCAGCCUGCCCGGGGUGGCGUCCCUGCUGUCGGUGACAGUCCCCGCCAACGACACCAUGCUCAGGCUGUUUGCACGCUGCGGCUUCAGGCAGCAGUGCGAGGUCGUCAGCUGGCCGGCGACAGACGUGUGCGUCGCCGCCCACCGGCAGCUGCAGGAGCCUAGGCAGCAGCAGGGUGGAGGCGGCAGCUUGCAGGUGCCGGAGAAGCAGGCGGGCAGCCCACAGCAGGCAACCAUGCUUUCCAUCCUGCCGAAGACGGCAGCUGUAGUGGACAACGCCGCGGCCCGCCAGCUGCUGCCGCACUGGCGACGCUGCCUCUCGCCACACCACCUUACAGCCGUGCUACUGCUGCUCCGGCAGCAGCGCACACGCAGCCAGGUUGCCCAGCUGGCGGCGGCGCGGCCGCGGGGGCAGCAGCGCCCAGAGGCGGGAGCGGCGAACAGUGCAGCAGAGGCAGCUCAGGCGGUUGCGCCGCUGGCUGCCGACUCUGCGGUCUUUGCCUGGCUACCAGCAGAGUAUGAGGUGGUGCCUGCCAUGCACCCAACCGUCCAGCAGCUCAUUGCGGAUGGCGGGGUGUGGCUGCUGGAGACAGCCACGCCACAGGGCACCUCCGAUCGCAGCCUGCAAGAGCGGGCAGAGGACGGCGGCGGCGCAGCCGAGCGGCCAGGGCCGGCGGCGGUGCUGGUGUUGUGGGGUGCCGGCUUCCGGGGCGUGCGCCAUGCGGGCGUCGUGGCGGGCAGUGCAGCAGCCCUGGACUCGGCGCUGCUGUGUGCAGCUGCUGCCGACCCGGCCUGCUGCAGGUUUUACGUCGACUGCUGCAGCCAGUUUGAGCAUGAACGGCUGUGGAGCAGCACAGGCGGCCAGCGAUACGACAUCCUGCCUCAUUACAAGCCGCUCUGA
Molecule: messenger RNA, 1356 nt
Organism: Chlorella variabilis
Lineage: Eukaryota; Viridiplantae; Chlorophyta; Trebouxiophyceae; Chlorellales; Chlorellaceae
Exons: 4
Coding region: 1-1356 (451 amino acids)
Molecular function (GO): acyltransferase activity, transferring groups other than amino-acyl groups
Source: RefSeq, a predicted model, not a curated record